AUGAUGGCCUCGCUCUCCCCCGACUCGAGGCGCAUGCAGCGGAGGGAUUCGUCGAACCGGAGCGACAGCAAGAGACGGCCAAGGCUGCUUCGAGCCUCGGCCACCGAGCCGUCCAUUACAGCGUCCAAUGCAAGCCGCAACGCUCUCGCGAACUCGCAAUCGAGUCACCGGGCAUCCGAGCUGUUGAGCCGGGUAGCCUUCAUCUCGGGUUCUCCUCCGGACUCUGUCAUCCGGUCUACGUCGCCGCUAGCCGCCCGGGCAGCCAUGUUCGAGAGCAUGGACCGGCAAGGAGAACUGUCAUCAUCUCCAGUCAGCUCGCCAGACGGUUUCGACGACUUGCACACUCAUCCUUAUUCGGGACGUUAUUUCAGCUUCCCCAGCUUCGACAUGUACGAAGCGGGCCAGCAAGAUGACGACAAGGACAACGACUUGAAGUCGCCUUGA
Lasiosphaeria miniovina is the source of this 444-nucleotide messenger RNA. RefSeq lists its product as uncharacterized. The record is from RefSeq and is a predicted model, not a curated record. The transcript is spliced from 2 exons. Bases 1 to 444 code for a protein of 147 amino acids. NCBI's taxonomy places the organism in Eukaryota, Fungi, Ascomycota, Sordariomycetes, Sordariales, Lasiosphaeriaceae.